AUGUUUAUUGGAAUAACGGGUCCCAUUUGUUCCGGAAAACAUACUAUUGCUGAAUGGCUUGUUUCUGUACACGGAUUUACACCUCUCACUCUUCGAGGCAAUGACAACUAUAGACUUGACGCGUUACACUUUGAAACGCCAGACGGCCUUUUAGAAUAUGUCACAAAGAAUUGGAUAGAUAAUUUUGUAACGUGCGAUAUUGAUACUCUAUACGUAUUAGAAACAUAUAGAAAACGACCUUUUUUCUUAUUAUUGGCAGUGGAUGGUCCAUUGACAAUCCGAUAUCAAAGGUGCCUGACGCGCUGUCAAGAAUUAGGUCAUCAACCACCAACUUUAGAAAGAUUUGUGAUCGAAAAUGAUAAAAGAUUAUUUAAAAUAGUCACACCAACAAAUGAAUUUAUACAAAAUGAUCAAGAUCACGCAUUAAAUUUGGAUGACUUUUCAGUCUCUUCAAUUUAUAAUUUUAUGACUAUGGCCGAUCUAAUUGUUGUGAAUUCUUUUUUAUCGUUACAACUACUCUAUGCACAUCUUCAUAGUCUCAAUAUUACUAAUUCUGAGAGAUUGCGACCUUCGUGGGACACAUAUUUUAUGCACUUAUCAGAUCUAGCAGCAUUAAGAUCAAAUUGUAUGAAACGUAGGGUUGGCUGUAUAUUAGUUAAAGACUUUAGAGUAAUCGCGACUGGAUAUAAUGGUACAGCAAGAGGGUUAAAGAAUUGUAAUCAAGGUGGUUGUGAACGUUGUAAUGACGCGGUCCCAUGUGGAAAAGAAUUGGAUACUUGUUUAUGCUUACAUGCAGAAGAAAAUGCAUUAUUGGAAGCAGGAAGGGAAAGAGUUGGACAAGGUAGCAUUCUUUAUUGUAACACGUGA
Cetraspora pellucida is the source of this 867-nucleotide messenger RNA. Lineage: Eukaryota; Fungi; Glomeromycota; Glomeromycetes; Diversisporales; Gigasporaceae. The record is from the annotation of a GenBank genome assembly.